CUUAAACAGUCAGAUAAAGUUGUUGUAUGAGUCUUUACUAAGCACGAUAAUUAUUUUCAAGUACUUCUUUUUUGCUAGAAUUAUAAAAAUUUUUAAAUUCUUUAUAAAAGACAAUGGAACAAAAUAAAUACUGUACAUAUGAUCCAGUCAAAAAAGUUUGGAGUGGACGUAAAUUCACACCAAUUUACAACACGGAAGCUAAUCUUGGCUACUUGAUCUUACAAAGACUGAUUCAAUCACCACAAAAUGUCUUUCAAGUCUCUGAUGAUUCAGGCAUUAAACUGACUAAUUUGGACAUUUACAAAAGGUCCAUAAAGUUUCUAAACUUUCUUUCAAAAUCAGGACUCAAACAAGGCGACGUUCUUGGAUUAAAUGCAUCGAAUUCUGAACAUUUGGCACCAAUAAUCUUCAGUUGCUUUGUUUUGGGCGUCGCAGUCAAUCCAUUAGCAGUUGUGAUGGACAUUGAUGAUAUCUGCAGCAUGUGGUCAAAGACGAGGCCAAAAAUUAUUUUCUGUGAUGGAAAAAUUGUGAAAAAAGUGAAAAUUGCUAAUGAAAAAAUGGAAUUGCAUGCAAAAAUCUUCACAGUUGUUGAGAAAGUUGAAGGAUUUAUCAGCGCUGAUGAGAUUUUGGAAGCUGAGGAUGACAUAUUUGAGGAUUUUGAAUUUCCAGACUUACCCAACAUUUCAUCCACUAUUGCAUUAAUAAUUUGCUCAUCUGGUACAACGAAUGCAGCAAAAGGAAUCUGCAAAUCUCACAAACAAGUCAUAACUCAAUUUAUUCCAUUUGUUGAAACUAACUUUGUGAACCAAGAUGUCAACAUCAUCAGCAUGUCUUCAUACUGGGUUAGUUUUCACUGGUUUUUGAUAUCAUCUGCCUUGUAUAAUUUCAAAAUUAUAAUCACAACAAAACCUAUAACACCUAUCAACUGGAUGGAUAUAAUUGAACGUCAUCAAGUCACAGUUGCAGUUUGUGCACCAAGAUUUGGUCAAGUGCUACUAAAAUCAAGCAACUUGAGAAAAUUAUUUGGCUUACGUGCAGUUAUUGUUGCUGGUUCAUCGUUUUCUGAAAAGUUUAUUAAUGACUUGAUGCCAAUUUUUCCAAAUGCAGUUGUACAGUGUGGAUAUGGAUGUACGGAAUGUGAUUGCAUCUCGAGUACUAGAAAAGUUGGUCCAAAAGGUUCAAGCUCUGGAUAUCCAUUUGAUAAUGUUAACAUUAAGAUCGUUGACGAGUUUGGACAGCCUUUGGGACCAAAUGAAGUCGGUGAGAUGCACUUCAAGACGCUAGUUCCAUUCUCAAACUAUUAUAGUGAUUCAGAAACUUAUGAAAAUUCAUUUGGCACUGAAGGAUUUAUCAAAUCAGGUGACAUCGGUUAUGUUGAUGAUGAAGGUCACUUAUUCAUACUAGAUCGAAUUAAGCACAUGAUAAAAUCCAAGAGUAGCAUCAAAGUAACUCCAAUUGAAUUAGAAGAAGUGAUUAAUGAAAUUGAUGGAGUCAUGCAGAGUUGUGUUGUUGGAGUUUUUGAUAAUGAAGAAUUUUAUGACAUAAUUUAUGCAUUUGUAAUCAAAGAUAAAGCAAAUAUUGAACUGACAGAGGAAUUUGUGAUGAAUUUUGUGAAUUCAAGAGUUACCGAAGCAAAAAGAAUUACUGGUGGAAUUUAUUUUGUUGAAGCAUUUCCGAUGACACCAUCUGGAAAAGUAUUGAACAGAAAACUGAAGGAAUUGGCUAUGGAAAUUCAUGCUAAAAAAUUGUUAAAUUAAAUAAAGUUGAAUAAAUUAAUUUCUAAUGACACAACAUGUAAAAAAUUAC
Chironomus riparius is the source of this 1806-nucleotide messenger RNA. The record is from the annotation of a GenBank genome assembly. NCBI's taxonomy places the organism in Eukaryota, Metazoa, Arthropoda, Insecta, Diptera, Chironomidae.